GUAGGCGAUAGGCGAUAUGAUCCUAGGCGCCAGGCGGUAGGCUAUACAUCAUCUUCUUCACGGCGUGGCUCCAGCAGCGCCAUUUCAUUCCUUCGUCAGUUUUGUUCUUGUGCGGACGUGCGUGUUCCUCUCUCUCCAAUUUUGACAAAAAAAUUACUUAGAUUUCUCUCUCUAAACGACCGUUCACGAACAGAAGAGCAGUUAUCAAGAUGGACGCAAAAGUUGAGAUGGAUCAAGCCACUGCGGAGAAGAUCGUCGUUCAGGCCGAUGCCGCGAAGGUCGUCCUCGUCGCUGACGUCGAUGCCGAGAAACUAGUCGCUGAGGUCGAAGGCGCGGAGAUCAUCGCCGAGGUCCAAGCUGCUGAGGCCGAUGCUGCGAAGGAGUCAGGUGCGGUCAAGGCGGCUCUGGCUCUGGAUAACAAAGCAAAUCAAUGUAAUCCAAACCACGGGCCGACAGGCGAAGGUUGUGCCGCCGGGUACGAAGGGAAAGGAGAUGAGGCGGAUCUCGAUAAUCACGCUAAUCAACUCAAUCCCGACAAGAAGGAUUGAAUCUGGAGAUGUGUGAGACAAUUGUUAAAAUUAGAACCUCACCAUUUUCCAUACAUAAUUAUUUCAACAUUCCUUAUUAAAAUUCAUUGACCAACUAUUUAUAGUUGCAGUUCUUUUUGUUAUCUUUUUGCUUUGAAUAAAGGAAUUUUUUCUUCUAAAAUGUA
Molecule: messenger RNA, 712 nt
Organism: Folsomia candida
Lineage: Eukaryota; Metazoa; Arthropoda; Collembola; Entomobryomorpha; Isotomidae
Exons: 3
Coding region: 210-548 (112 amino acids)
Source: RefSeq, a predicted model, not a curated record